AUGGGAUUCCAACGGCUGAAUUUUCUGGCAUUAAACAAUAACAACUUUCAAGGCUCACUUCCGGAAGUGAAUGCCACAGAGCUGGUUGUCUUGGCAUUGCACAAGAACCACUUGUCCGGUGUUCUUCCUAGCCUUCUCAGCCUACAACACCUUGGCGUGUUGACCUUGCACGAGAACUCCAUAGGGGGUUCAGUCAACGAUCUGAGCUUAAGUGCCACUUGUAUAGACAACUCCAAGUUCAAAAUGCUGGGAAUGGGGUGCGUGACGUGGAAACGGGCCAUAUCGAAUUUUAAGAAUGACACUACGGCACUUUUUCUUGACACGACGGAAGCAGCUGAUGUCCAGGAACUGAAAGAGAAUUGUCCAAGCCUAUUUGGAUGCCCCGGCCAUAGCACGGCCUACAUCACGCUGCACCGGAACCGCUUUUCUUGCAAAGUUCCUGCCCACAUUGCUGCUGAAAAUGUUACAGUCGCUGGUCUAGUCAUCAUGGGCAACAUGCUGGGGUUUGGACAUGAACUCAACUCUUCUUGGAUCCUGCCUGAGGAGAAACAAUCAUUCCUCUACUACUCUGGGGAAGUUUGGAAAUCCAAUCGCAAUGUUCUCUACGGUUUUCUGGUCCUGCUUUCAUUUGCUGCUUUGUGCUAUCCACGGCGGCAGAGGCUUCAGGAGGCAUUGUGGAACUUGGACGCUAAUGGCACUGCUUGGGUGGCAUCAUCUCACUUUGCAUUGAUCAAAGCCUCCCGCAGCACCUGUAUACUGGUAUGUCCGCUGCUGGUGCUUUUUUGGUAUGGCGGUGUCUAUUACGAAUGCAGCCCACCCCUUUGGCAAACGACGGCGGCCAACUUGAAAGCGGAGCCUUUGGUGGAGCUUGCUGUCAUUGCCUGCUGGUGUGUGAUGCUUCUGCUCUUCCGGUCCCUCUUUGCCAGCAUGCCCAAGAGAAACAGCAUCCCUACCGUUAUGAGCUUCAGUGGGAUGUCACGCACCUUCGCUCGAAGAAUUCUGGUGUGGCUCCUUUGGGUAUGCAUGGUCACUUUUUUUUCGUUGCCAUCUGUGCUGUAUGCGUUUGCCCAGUCUUUGCCGGCACACAACACCUCUGGCCUCUCUGAUGAAAUGUUGAAUUUGUUUCACGGCAUUGCGCCUGCCUUGACCGUUUUGAUUGACAUGGUCCUUGCUGUCAAGAUAUCAGUGAAGUACUCCAAAUUAUCUGGAGCAAAUGCAGAGAAGUUGUUGAUGACGUUCCGUCUGUUUUCUGCGUGGAUGCUGCCGCUUCUGAUCACAGUUGUCUUGGAUGAAAACUGUAUUGGUGGAUGGAAAUGGACGUGGACCGCUUGCCGAGCAGGGUCGUCACAACACAAGUAUUUUGAUUGGAGAAUCUAUGAUGAAGAGAUAUUGAACACUGAAAAAGACAUUUGCAGUUUGAGCGAGACUUGGUGGUUGGAUGGCCGCUGCAGCCGCGCGAUCGUGGGGAACUUGGCUCCCUUUUUGCUCCAAAAACUUCUAGUACGAAGUACCGUGCAACCAUUGGUCUUGUGGCUGCUGUGGCGGGUCUCACGUUUGGAAAGCCAUGAGGAUCCACAACAAGGACGCCAUCUCAAACUCUUUGGUUCUGGCCCCAAGACGAGUGGUUCGCUGCAGCCGUUGCAGCAAAUGUCCUUGCUGACCACGCAGAUGGAAAUCCUUGCUUUCUGGACACCAUUCAUCCCUCUACUGAGCCUUGGGAUUCUGGGUGCUGGCAUUGCGAAUCUGUUGAUUUUUGACCUUGGUGUGUGGGGCUUUGGGGUGAAGCUUCCUUCAGACGAGAUGAACCAGGGUGCUCGGUUGUCGCGGUGGUACUUGCUUUUUGCACUCUGUGCUGGUUGCUGCUUUCAGCUCUGGCAUGCAUUCAGCACAGGGAUGUAUGGGCGAUCCCUUUUGCUGGCUUUUAGUGUGACAAUGAUAGGGCCAUGGGCCAAAGGGCUCUUGCCCGUAGAAGCAGCCAGGCGCCAUUUCUGGAAGGAUUUGGAAUCGGCCAAUGAGACACGCCUCAUUGAGAUGGGCCCAAUGGAUACAGCCCAUCUCACAUCCGAACCGAAUAGGACCUGUUCCUGA
Molecule: messenger RNA, 2088 nt
Organism: Durusdinium trenchii
Lineage: Eukaryota; Dinophyceae; Suessiales; Symbiodiniaceae
Source: the annotation of a GenBank genome assembly